AUGUCUGGCUCUGGUUAUGAUGCCGUCGUCGACGUCGACGAUGAGGGCGACCUCGGCCACACCGAUCUCCAAGAAGACCUCGAAUUCCAUACGUCCAACUUCAACGACACAAAUCCCAACACUCGCAAGCCUCCUUCCGGCAGCAGCGGUCUUCCCGCGCCAGCCACAGCCUCAAGCGGCUCAGGGUCAUCAAAGCGCUUCCUUUGGAGCAUGAACUUCUACGCGCAGUUCUUCGACGUCGAUACAUCCGCUGUCCUGUCCCGCUGCUGGGCUGCUCUUUUCCCUCGAGCCAACUUCCUCGAUGUCCUCGAAGGCAACCCUGAUUUGUAUGGACCGUUCUGGAUCGCCACAACGGUUGUUCUGAUUCUCUUCCUGGGCGGCACCAUCAGCCAGUACAUGUCUGAUACAGGCAAGGGGCCGUUCCUUUACGACUUUAAGCUCCUCAGUGGCGCCGCUGGCCUCAUCUAUGGCUACACCCUCUUCAUCCCUAUGGGUCUCUUCCUAGCCCUGCGAUAUUUCGGUAGCGAAUCUGCCAAUCUUCUCGAGUGCUGGGCUUUGUACGGGUACUCUAACCUCAUCUGGGUUCCUGUGGCUCUCAUCAGUUCAUCCCCCAUUUCCAUUCUCAACUGGGUCUUUGUUGGAGUCGGUUUUGGUAUCUCUGUCGCCUUCCUGCUACGCAACCUGUAUCCCGUCCUUAGCGCCACGGACCGCCAGGUCAGCAAGAUUCUGCUGGUCGUGGUUGUGCUACUUCAUGCUGGUUUGGCGCUUGCCAUCAAGAUCCUCUUCUUUGCUCAUGGCAGCCCCGUGUCAAGCACACCAGACAAGGGCAAGGGCGAUCGCAUGUUUUAA
Fusarium coffeatum is the source of this 849-nucleotide messenger RNA. RefSeq lists its product as uncharacterized. The transcript is spliced from 3 exons. Gene Ontology annotation, cellular component: membrane; Golgi apparatus. Gene Ontology annotation, biological process: vesicle-mediated transport. Lineage: Eukaryota; Fungi; Ascomycota; Sordariomycetes; Hypocreales; Nectriaceae. Gene Ontology annotation, molecular function: small GTPase binding. The record is from RefSeq and is a predicted model, not a curated record. Bases 1 to 849 code for a protein of 282 amino acids.